Molecule: messenger RNA, 3537 nt
Organism: Hibiscus syriacus
Lineage: Eukaryota; Viridiplantae; Streptophyta; Magnoliopsida; Malvales; Malvaceae
Product: auxin response factor 7-like
Exons: 13
Coding region: 73-3417 (1114 amino acids)
Biological process (GO): regulation of DNA-templated transcription; response to hormone
Cellular component (GO): nucleus
Molecular function (GO): DNA binding; protein binding
Source: RefSeq, a predicted model, not a curated record
AAACAAGUUAUUGGAUUCACUAAGGGUUUUCAUUAUUAUUAUUUUCUUAAUUGAUACAAAUUUGGAAGAGGCAUGAAGGCUCCACCAAAUGGAUUUUUGGCAAAUCCUGCUGAAGGACAGAGGAAGAGUAUCAAUUCAGAAUUAUGGCAUGCUUGUGCUGGACCACUUGUUUCUUUGCCAUCAGUUGGAAGUUUGGUGGUAUACUUUCCUCAAGGCCAUAGCGAGCAAGUCGCAGCAUCGAUGCAGAAGGAGACUGAUUUCGUUCCGAGCUAUCCUAACCUUCCUUCCAAGUUGAUUUGCAUACUCCAUAAUGUCACGUUGCAUGCUGAUCCUGAAAUCGAUGAGGUCUACGCUCAGAUGACUCUUCAACCUGUAAGCAAAUAUGACAGGGAAGCAUUACUGGCAUCUGCUAUGAGCCUCAAGCAAAGUACACAACCUGCUGAGUUCUUUUGCAAGACUCUUACGGCUAGUGACACUAGCACUCAUGGUGGAUUUUCUGUGCCUCGUAGAGCAGCCGAGAAGAUCUUCCCUCCCCUGGAUUUUUCGUUGCAACCACCUUGUCAAGAGCUAGUAGCCAGAGAUUUACAUGAGAACACAUGGACAUUCAGACAUAUUUAUCGAGGUCAACCAAAGAGGCACCUUCUAACUACUGGUUGGAGUGUCUUUGUCAGCAACAAAAAACUUUUUGCUGGUGAUUCCGUUCUUUUCGUAAGAGAUGAGAAGUCCGAGUUUCUCUUGGGUAUAAGGCGGGCUAACAGACAGCAGCCGCCUCUUUCUUCAUUGGUGGUUUCUAGUGAUAGCAUGCAUAUCGGGAUCCUUGCGGCUGCGGCUCAUGCUGCUGCAAAUAACAGCCCAUUUACUAUAUUCUACAAUCCAAGGGCAAGUCCUUCUGAGUUUGUGGUACCCUUGGCAAAGUAUAACAAAGCCACGUAUACCCAAGUUUCUCUUGGCAUGCGCUUUCGAUUGAUGUUCAAAACUGAGGAGUCUGGAGUGCGCAGAUACAUGGGUACGGUUACUGGUAUCAGUGAUCUCGAUCCCGUGCGGUGGAAGAAUUCACAGUGGCGCAAUCUUCAGGUAGGAUGGGACGAAUCUACUUCUGGUGAACGGCCUAGCCGAGUUUCGAUUUGGGAUAUUGAGCCUGUCGUAACUCCUUCCUACAUAUGCCCGCCACCGUUCUUCAGGCCUAGGUUCCCCAAGCAACCAGGGAUGCCAGAUAAGGACGGUGAUGUCGAGGAUGCUUUCAAGAGAGCUAUGCCCUGGCUCGGAGAUGACUUUGGCAUGAAAGAUUCCCCUACUUCAAUCUUUCCCGGUCUGAGUUUAGUUCAGUGGAUGAACAUGCAACAAAAUAAUCAGUUUGCAGCUGCUCAAUCAGGAUUCUUCCCUUCUAUGGUUUCUUCGAAUCCGUUGCAAAACAACCUCAGCAUCGAUGAUCCGUCCAAAUUAUUGAAUUUUCAAACUCCUGCAUUACCCUCUUUGAAUAUGCAAUUUAACAAAGUGAAUCCGAACCAAGUCAACCAGUUGCCUCGGGCACCUAUGACAUGGCCCCAGCCGCAGCAACUCCAGCGGUUAUUGCAAACUCCUAUAAAUCAGAAUCAACAGCAGCAACUAUCCCAACAGCAGUUGCAGCAACAACAGCCGCAAUCGCAUCUACAACAGCAGCCUCAGCCAUCCCUACAGCAGCAGCAGCAACAACAACAAAGACAACAGCCACAACCGUUGCAGCAGCAGCAGCAGCAACAAAGACAACAGCCACAACCGUCGCAGCAGCAGCAGCAGCAAAGACAACAGCCAAAGCAGCCGCUGCAGCAGCAGCGGUUGCAACAACAAUUUGUACCGGCUCAAGUACAUAAUGGCAUCAUUGCCGCAAACCAGACCCCAAAUCAAAAUUUGCAUAAGCCAGGUGUUUUUUCUGAGAUUCAGCAGCAACAAUUACUGAUGAGCAAUAGCCAGUCAACUGAAACUAUCCUUUCCGCUAAUAAUACUUCGUAUCCUUUGACGCCUUUACCUCAAGAGGCACAGAUUCAGCAACAGAUGGAACCACAACCUAACCUUGUACAGAUCCAACCGCAACAGACACAAUUGCAUCAAAAUCUGUCUCAGAGGACACAACAGCAACCACAGAUUCAUCAACUGGCACAGCAGGGCCUCAUCUCAGAGCAACAGCUUCAAUUUCAACUAUUACAGAAAUUGCAGAAACAGCAGCAGUCGUCUCACCAAUUACUCUCACCUACUGGAUCACAGUUGCAAUCUCCAAUGAUGCAGCAACAGCCGAUGCAUCAACAAAGUCAACCAUUGCAGCAGUUGCCUCUUUCUCAGAGUCCACAAACACUUGGCACCAAUGGCUUCUCAACAUCAGUGCUCAUGCAACCUCAACAGCCUGUGGUGAGCCAACCCCCAAGUCAGAACAAACCACUUGUGGCAAUGAGAACCCAUUCUGAUCUAACAGAUGGAGACGCUCCAUCAUGUUCAACCUCACCUUCGACCAAUAAUUGCCAGGUUUCACCAUCAAGCUUUCUAAGCAUUAGUCAGCAAGUACUGCCAAUAUUGGUGACGGAUCCAGUUGUUGAGCCAUCAGGUACACUGGUUCAGGAGCUUCAGAAGCCCGACAUCCGAAUCACACGUGACCUACCUGCCUCUAAAGGUCCAGAACAAUCGAAGUAUAAAGGUCCCGUGCCCGAUCAAUUAGAAGCAUCCUCUUCCGGAACAUCAUACUGCCUAGAUGCAGGCGCCAUCCAACAUAAUUUCUCCCUACCCACAUUUCUGGAAGGCGAUGUCCAAUCACAUCGUCGGAACAAUCUUCCGUUCACACCCAAUAUUGAUGGAAUGGCACCCGACACUUUUUUAUCAAGGGAAUAUGACUCACAAAAGGAUCUUCAAAACCUGCUUUCUAAUUAUAGUGGCAAUCCAAGAGACAUUGACACAGAGAUGUCUACUGCUGCAAUAAGUCCACAGUCGAUUGGUGUGCCAAACCUACCGUUCAAGACUGGGUGUUCAAAUGAAGUUGCCAUAAAUGAUGCAGGAGUUUUAAAUGGCGGAUUGUGGGCCAACCAAAGUCAACGGAUGCGAACAUACACAAAGGUGCAAACGCGUGGUUCCGUGGGAAGAUCAAUCGACAUAACCCGCUACAGAGGGUACGAUGAACUCAGACAUGAUCUAGCCCACAUGUUCGGUAUCGAGGGGCAGAUGGAGGAUCCGCAAAUUUCCGAGUGGAAACUAGUUUAUAUUGAUCAUGAAAACGACAUAUUACUUGUUGGUGAUGACCCAUGGGAAGAAUUUGUAAGUUGUGUUCAGAGCAUAAAAAUACUGUCAUCCACUGAAGUACAGCAGAUGAGCUUGGAUGGUGAUCUUGGGAACACGGCAGUUCCGAAUCAAGCUUGCACUGAGAUCAAUAACGGAAAUGCAUGGAGGGGACAUUAAGAUGAUACCUCAGCUGCCUCAUUUAACAGGUAAAAGUCUCAUACGUGUUCAAUUUAGAAACCUCUGCCAUUAAAUUUUGGCAGAAGGAUCUUGUAUAAUAUAACCUUAUUUAGGGGUAAU